Molecule: messenger RNA, 2754 nt
Organism: Anoplopoma fimbria (sablefish)
Lineage: Eukaryota; Metazoa; Chordata; Actinopteri; Perciformes; Anoplopomatidae
Gene: kpna6
Product: karyopherin alpha 6 (importin alpha 7)
Exons: 14
Coding region: 146-1762 (538 amino acids)
Biological process (GO): NLS-bearing protein import into nucleus
Cellular component (GO): cytoplasm; nucleus; nucleoplasm
Molecular function (GO): protein binding; nuclear import signal receptor activity
Source: RefSeq, a predicted model, not a curated record
CGGUGUUACAUUCUGACGUUUCCGUUUCCGGCAGACAUAUUGCUUACAGGAGCGAAUUCUGGAAAGCUAGAAGGAGCGAGAGGAUAUUAAAAAACAAUAUAUCUACAUCUUCACGACUUGUUACUCUCCAACCACACAGGACACAAUGGAGCCGUCAGCCAGUCCGGCAAAAGACAACUACAGGAUGAACCGCUACAAGAACAAAGCACUGAACCCUGAGGAGAUGAGGCGCAGGAGAGAGGAGGAGGGCAUCCAACUCAGGAAACAGAAACGAGAACAACAGCUUUUCAAGAGGAGGAAUGUGGAUGUUCUCAAUGAAGAGGAGGCCAUGUUUGAGAGUCCACUGGUGGACCCCUACCUCAGCUCUCCAGCAACAGAGGGAGUCAUUACCAGAGACAUGGUGGAGAUGCUUUUCUCGGAGGACCAGGAACUUCAGCUCGCCACAACACAAAAGUUUAGAAAACUACUUUCCAAAGAGCCCAACCCCCCAAUUGAUGAAGUCAUAAACACGCCUGGAGUAGUUGAGAGGUUUGUGGAGUUCUUGAAGAAGAGCGUCAACUGCACUCUACAGUUUGAAGCAGCUUGGGCUCUGACCAACAUAGCAUCGGGCACAUCCAUCCAGACAAAGACGGUGAUCGUGGCUGGAGCAGUGCCAAUCUUCAUUGAUCUACUUAACUCAGACUUUGAGGACGUCCAAGAACAGGCAGUGUGGGCCUUGGGUAAUAUUGCAGGCGAUAGUGCAGUGUGCAGGGACUAUGUGCUGAACUGCGAAAUCCUUCCGCCAUUAUUAAUGCUUCUGACCAAAUCCACUAGAUUGACCAUGACUAGGAAUGCAGUGUGGGCUCUGUCUAAUCUCUGUAGAGGAAAAAACCCUCCGCCUGCUUUUGAAAAGGUGUCGCCCUGUCUGCCAGUGCUGUCCAGGCUUCUAUUUAGCAGCGACCCAGACCUGCUGGCAGACGCCUGCUGGGCCCUGUCCUACCUCUCAGACGGCCCCAACGACAAGAUCCAGGCUGUCAUCGACUCUGGCGUCUGCAGGCGCCUUGUAGAGCUACUCAUGCACACAGACUAUAAGGUGGCCUCUCCUGCCCUGAGAGCUGUAGGGAACAUCGUCACAGGAGACGACAUCCAAACACAGGUGGUGCUGAACUGCUCAGCCCUGCCCUGCCUGCUGCACCUUCUCAGCAGCGCUAAAGAGUCCAUUCGCAAAGAGGCGUGCUGGACCAUCUCAAACAUCACAGCAGGAAACCGAGCACAAAUUCAGACGGUGAUUGAUGCCAACAUCUUCCCGGUUCUGAUCGACAUUCUACAGAAAGCAGAGUUCAGGACCAGGAAAGAGGCGGCCUGGGCCAUCACCAACGCCACCUCUGGAGGAACGCCAGAACAAAUCAGAUAUCUGGUGAACCUGGGCUGCAUUAAGCCGCUGUGUGAUCUGCUGACGGUGAUGGACUCGAAGAUCGUUCAGGUCGCCCUCAACGGGCUGGAGAACAUCCUGCGGCUCGGCGAGCAGGAGGCCAAGCAGGAGAACAGCGGCACCGGAGUCAACCCUUACUGCAGCCUCAUUGAAGAAGCCUACGGUCUUGACAAGAUCGAGUUCCUCCAGAGCCACGACAACCAGGAGAUCUACCAGAAGGCGUUUGAUCUAAUCGAGCACUAUUUCGGGGUGGAGGAAGAGGACAACAGUCUCGCCCCUCAGGUGGACCAGGCCAACCAGCAGUUCCUUUUCCCCGCGCAGGAGGCUCCCAUGGAGGGCUUCCAGCUAUAAGUCUGCACCCCUCACCUCUUUAAAAAAAAAAAAAAAAAAAAAAAAAACACCAUCUACCCCCCCCCGCCUCCAUACCUCCUCGUCUCACGGAGGGACCCCUAGAUGCCGGAGUCAAACCUCCACGCUCUCCCUCCCUCCAUCUGCCACUAACCCCGACCUCUACCAUCACCACGACCUCACACAGACACCCUCCCCCACCCAUCCUUUUGGUGGGGGGGAAGCUAAAACUGUCCCGCUCUCCAGCCCUCUCCUAAACCAGUGGACUGACUUCUGGAAGGGCAGACCCGUGUGUUGCCUGGCCAACGGGAGAGAGCGCCACGCAAACUCCUUUUCGCACUUACCCAGAAGAGGAAGUGAUCGCCACAUAGCCCAACGUCUGCCCCGGCUUCAGACACACACACACACACACACACACACAUAUCUUCCUGCAGUUUGAUAGCCCUCAUUGGCGGCAACGAUGGUUUUGGUUGGUUAAUAUCUUAUAUAUAUAUAUAUACACUUUUCAUUUAUUUUCCAAUAGGGCGUUUCCUAUUUUCAGGAUUACCCGUGUGUCCCACUGGGGUGCAUGAGGUGAAAUAUGCCGAGCUCUUGAUGUCUGACUUGGUGCAAUCACAAAGAGAAGCACCUCGUAAUAUGACCCCUUUUUGUUGUUGUUUUAUGAUGAGUUAUUUUCCCCCCAACACUUUAUUUAUAUGCACUUUUUUAGUGCUUGUGUUUUUCUUUUUUCUUUGGUUUGCUAACAAUAGGCUCCCUAAUCAAUAGGCUUAGGGCUCAGCUGAUCUGAUGCCCAAGCUAAGAAGUGUCUUUCCCCCGACCCCCUUCUAUUAACAUCUUUUCUUUUUUUAGGACAAAAUUCACGGGGGAAGGUUGAGGUGGGAUGAAGUGUGAAAACUUUAUGAACUUAGGAAGGGCUCUGGAUGGGAUAGAGGAAAAGGGAUUGGGUUUUAUAGAGGAUAUGUUUAAAGAUCUAGAAGAAAAAAAAAAAAAAAAAA